Arabidopsis arenosa is the source of this 3835-nucleotide messenger RNA. The record is from the annotation of a GenBank genome assembly. Lineage: Eukaryota; Viridiplantae; Streptophyta; Magnoliopsida; Brassicales; Brassicaceae.
GUGAGAAAAUUGUGUUGUUUUACAGAAUAAAAAAUCGAUUUAGGGUUCAUUGUUUGAAUGGAAUCGAUCUUCUUCUUUUUUCAUCUUAAAUUGGGAGAUUCUUCUUUUCUAUUUCUUUUCUAUCUCCUUGGAAAAUGUCGGAUAGCUCCAGCUCAACUUCACCUGCGGAUCGACGUGACUAUGGUGAAUAUGCCUAUGGGAUUCCUACUCAUUGUUUUUGUGGUGGAAGAGCACGGCUUGAACCUUCUCGGACAACGGCAAACCCAGAAAGACUAUUCUACACAUGUCAGAAUUUCAAUGAUGGAAAAUGUCACAUAUGGAAAUGGUGGGAUGAGGCUAUGAUUGAGGAAUUAACCAAGCUAAGGAUCGACGUGAAUGGGUAUCCUCCAUUGCAUAAAAUGCGUGAGACUCUUGAAAGGCAUAGACAUGAGAUUCUUCACAUUUAUGAUCUCCACGAUGAAAAUAAGAUGGAGUUUGCUAGGCUUAGGGCGAUGAUUGCAAAGAAAAGCGACGGCUUAUCUUUGGAAUUGAAGAAUGUGUUUGUCGCGCUUGUUGUGCCCUUCCUGUCCACAUAUGCCACAAGGCUGCAUAAAAAGGGUAAAACAAAGCACAAAGCUGAUUUCAGCGGCUUACCAAUUGUGCAAGCCGCAGUUGGUGCGGAUGCGUGGACCCGUGUUCUUAACUCCCCACUCGGAGUUGUAGCAACCUUUAGGCAGUUGAACUUCAACUGGAAUGGUAAUUUGGGGCAGCCAGCGCGGUUCUCGCUUUUCGAGUUUGAAGAUAUCACAGCUCUGAACUGCGAUGACCUACCGCUUGAGAUUCAUUUCGAACAAACUGAGGAUCAUAUGCGCUUCCAUCGUCUUUUUAAGCUCCCGGAAAAAUGUCUGAGCCCGUGCAGAGUGGAUAUAGAAAACUUGUGUCAGAAUUAUGCUUCAGAGAUAAGGAAGUGGUCUGAGGAUGAUAGGGUUAGGCUUUGUUAUCUAGCCAUCCUGUCUAACGGUCUGUUGGCAGAAAAUGGGCCUAUCCCAGUGGACCUAUACCGAUUGGUGAUAUUGGCGUAUAAUUACAUUCCCUCCGUGGGAAGAUGUUUGGGUAAUCCUCUGCCGUUCGCGGUAGAUCGCCCAAAGCUUCUUAGAUUCAAAGGUGGAUUUGGCAACAAACGGACGGAGACAGCCUUCUCACGUGAAUCGGUGGUUGUCACAUGUAUGUGUGGUAGAUCCCAAAGAGAAAAGCAUCCGACAUGGCGGACGGAGAUAAACAAGGAUCCGAAAAUUGAUAGUCUCGUUAAUCAUCUUAUCUCCGACGCUCCCCUGGCUGACAUACAAUGGACCUUUGCCGAAAACACACUAGAAGGAAGAGGAACUACGAAGAAGAGGAAGGUUUUUGUACUAAAUGAAGACGUUGAAUUUACGAGCUAUUUAUGCAGAGAAGAAGAAGAAGAAGAAGAAGAAGAAGAAGAAGAAGAAGAAGAAGAAGAAGAAGAAGAAGAAGAAGAAGAAGAAGAAGAAGAAGAAGAAGAAGAAGAAGAAGAAGAAGAAGAAGAAGAAGAAGAAGAAGAAGAAGAAGAAGAAGAAGAAGCAAAAGAAGGAAUUUACCAACCUAUACGGACGACGAACACGCAAUUUGGAGUGACGUGUCCUAAGCAGACCACAGAAACCACUAAACUAGUUAGAUUGAUGAUUGAACUCGCUUUUAAACAGACUGAAAUGUGUGAGUCCAUGUUCAGUCGAAUAGAUGAAGCCGCCCUGAAACAGCAAGAAGACUGCAAGAAGCAGCACGAUACAUUCAUGAAACAGCAAGAAUUAAUCAUGACGCAUCAACAAGUUAACUUAGACCUGCAACAGCAAUUUGUUACUACAUUGAACAAAUUUUCAAAUCUCAUCGCAAAAUUGAUAGUGGGCAAGCUUCCUGCAGCCGUGGAUAAUGCUUCUGGACUCGCUAACACCAAAGGCAAAGGAAACGUCAAUCAUCGGCUUUUGAACGUAGAAGGAGAACGGCCCCAGAAGGUUUGUUCUGAAGGCUUGGGUUAUUCGAAUGCUGUUGAUGCCGCUAGUGAGGUAGGAGAGGUAGAUGGAGCUGAUGGAGAUGUCGUGUUGGUUGAUAGUGUGCAAGGAGUUGCAGGAAACUCUGGUGGAGCUUAUUCAUAUAUCGAAGAUGAAAAAACAGAAAAUAAUUGGGAGAUGGCUGAUGGUGAAAAGUCAGAGAAUUCAGAUUUCAGUAUCAGAAUCAUUGCGGGAUUAGAAAGUAUACAAGGAAAAGGAAGUGUUAGUGACAUUGGUGAUGAAUUAUACAUAUACGACCUUCCAAUUGAAGACUCUGCUUUUAGUCCGUAUACGGAAAAGAUUAGAAGCAGAGAGACAACCAAACUCUGCUUAACACAUGCUCUGGGUGAAGAAAACCUCGGGUCUCAGUCGGGUCAAAUAUCAGGUGAGGAAGAAGAAGAUUCGGGUCAAAAUUGGAGCAUCGCUACUAUAAUGAGCAUGUAUCGAAUAAGACUGAAGAAUAAUCCUCAUGCUUUCAUAUCUCAGAGAAUUGCCAUAAUGGACCUUCAUUUUCAACUGAUAUGGCAAAUAGAGUACGAGAGAUGGUUGACGGAUAAGACAAAAUUGCCCUUUAAAACGUCCGAAUACUUCAGCGGUCUCAUGCCAAAGUACGCCGGAACAAAAAAAACUUGUGGAAAAGAUGUGGAUAAGGUUUACGCUGUCGUUUCCGUCACAGAUGAUCAUUGGGUUGCGAUUGCCAUCGACUUCAAAGAUAGGGUUGUCAGAAUAUAUAACUGCGGGACGACUACGGACAUUACAAUAUCUGCAGUGAAGCCUUUUGCAGAGAUUACUCCGUACGUAUUUAAAUGUCUUUGCGGUGACUCCAACAUUAAACCUUAUGAGAUCGAAGAUGUGCCUGGAACCCCUAAAAUGACGCAUCCCGUUGAUUGCGGAGUAUAUACCGCCAAAUACAUUGAGUGUUUGAUGAUGGGAGUUCCGCUUUCUCAUGAACAUCUGCGCGAUGAAAAUAUGGGAAAAAUCAGGCAGAAGCUCGCCGCGGAAAUGUCGGCUUCGAUAAAAUCAUAUGGAGUAACUGCAGACAUCAUCGACACCAACGCACUGUCUAAUGACCUGAUUGCUUGGUAUGACCGGAAACUUAAGCGGAAGUACGGGAACAGGGACAAUUUUAGGCUGCUGAGCUCGGUCUUUGAGCAAGAGAAGCGCGACCACGAGGAGCUCAAAAAGAAGUAUGCUCUCCUGAAGGCGGAGUCUGAAACCCACUCAGGUGAAGUCGCCUCUCUUAAAGAUGAGGUCGCCAGACUUGGUAUGCGUGAGGCUGAACAUGCCGGGGAGGUUGUCAGGCUCGGAGAUCGGGAGAUUUCGCUCAUGGGGGAGGUCGCCAAAUUGGAAACUGAUGUGGCAUUCUCCAGAGACCAUGAGGAGAGAGAGCUGACCAGGUUGCGAAGCGACCGAUUUGCCAAGGUCAGCCGCACCACUCAAAAAGCUCAGGCUCGCCUUGAUAAGGUCAAGAGCUAUAUAAAGGAGCAAGAGCAUAUUGUCCAGCCCAAAAUGGAUGCCCUGAAUCAGUCUAAGGGCGCUCAGGAGAUUGUGACAGUCCUUGUCCGCCGAGGUGCCGUUGUUUCGGAAUCUGAGCUGGAGAAUCUGGCCAAAGAAGCCAGGAUUGCCGAAGAGGAGGUUGAUGCUCUGAAUGUUAUUGAGCUCUUAGAUGCUGACCUCAACUUGUCUCCUGACCAGCUCGGUUUCGGGCUUACUCGGCUAUCUUCUCAGGUCAUUCCUGUUUCAAAUCAGCAUGGCUAAAACUCCGAACUCGUUAGCCGAAGCGACAUUCGACA